GUGGGCCAGGCAGGAAGAUGGCGGCGGUAGCGGAGGUGUGAGUGGACCCGGGUCUCUGCAGCUGGAUUUUCUCUUCCCUUUUUCUUCCCCCUUCCUUUUCUGUUUGAGAUUGGCAUCAAGGGGGGUGAGUUCGGGUGGCGGCGCCGGUCGCAGCGCAGGAGUCACGGCAACGGUGGCGGCUGACGGCCGGAGGGACAGGUUUCUUUCGCCGCUUGUCUUCCUUCCCGGGUCCGCUCGGUGUCAGGCGCGGCGGCGGCGGCGGCGCGUGGGGUGGACUUCGUCCCUUCUCCAGCACCCCCCGGUGCCGGAGCGCGCACUCUUCCCUUUGCCAUCCUCCGACGUUUCACUCCGGGGACUGAACGCCUCCUCCGGCGCAGCUCAGGGAGCGGGGGCCGGUCUCCUGCUCUUCAGUCGCGUCUCCAUGUCGGAUAACCAGAGCUGGAACUCGUCGGGCUCGGAGGAGGAUCCGGAGACGGAGUCUGGGCCGCCUGUGGAGCGCUGCGGGGUCCUUAGCAAGUGGACAAACUACAUUCAUGGGUGGCAGGACCGUUGGGUAGUUUUGAAAAAUAAUACUCUGAGUUACUAUAAAUCUGAAGAUGAGACAGAGUAUGGCUGCAGAGGAUCCAUCUGUCUUAGCAAGGCUGUCAUCACGCCUCAUGAUUUUGAUGAAUGUCGAUUUGAUAUUAGUGUAAAUGAUAGCGUUUGGUAUCUUCGUGCUCAAGAUCCAGAUCACAGACAGCAGUGGAUAGAUGCCAUCGAACAGCACAAGACUGAAUCUGGUUAUGGAUCUGAGUGCAGCUUGCGUCGACAUGGCUCAAUGGUGUCACUGGUAUCUGGAGCAAGUGGCUAUUCUGCAACAUCCACUUCUUCAUUCAAGAAAGGUCACAGUUUACGUGAGAAAUUGGCUGAAAUGGAAACCUUUAGAGAUAUCCUAUGUAGACAAGUUGAUACUCUGCAGAAGUUCUUUGAUGCCUGUGCUGAUGUUGUCUCCAAGGAUGAACUUCAAAGGGAUAAAGUGGUAGAAGAUGAUGAAGAUGACUUUCCUACAACACGUUCUGAUGGAGACUUUUUGCAUAACACCAAUGGCAAUAAGGAAAAGUUAUUUCCACAGGUAACACCGAAAGGAAUUAAUGGUAUAGACUUCAAAGGAGAAGCAAUAACUUUUAAAGCAACUACUGCUGGAAUCCUCGCUACACUUUCUCAUUGUAUUGAACUAAUGGUAAAACGUGAGGACAACUGGCAAAAGAGAAUGGAUAAGGAAGCUGAAAAAAAAAGAAGACUAGAGGAAGCAUACAAAAAUGCUAUGACAGAACUUAAGAAAAAAUCCCACUUUGGAGGACCAGAUUAUGAGGAAGGCCCAAACAGUCUAAUUAAUGAAGAAGAGUUCUUCGAUGCUGUUGAAGCUGCUCUUGACAGACAAGAUAAAAUAGAAGAACAGUCACAGAGCGAAAAGGUCAGGUUACAUUGGCCUACACCCAUGGUAUCUGGAGAUGCCUUUUCUUCUGUGGGGACUCACAGAUUUGUCCAAAAGGUUGAAGAGAUGGUGCAGAACCACAUGACUUAUUCAUUACAGGAUGUAGGUGGAGAUGCCAACUGGCAGUUGGUUGUAGAAGAAGGAGAAAUGAAGGUAUAUAGAAGAGAAGUAGAAGAGAAUGGAAUUGUCCUGGAUCCUUUGAAAGCUACCCAUGCAGUUAAAGGUGUUACAGGACACGAGGUCUGCAAUUACUUCUGGAAUGUUGAUGUUCGCAAUGAUUGGGAAACAACUAUAGAAAACUUUCAUGUGGUGGAAAAAUUAGCUGAUAAUGCAAUCAUCAUUUAUCAAACACACAAGAGAGUGUGGCCUGCUUCUCAGCGAGACGUAUUAUAUCUUUCUGCCAUUCGAAAGAUACCAGCCUUGACUGAAAAUGACCCUGAAACUUGGAUAGUUUGUAAUUUUUCUGUAGAUCACGAUAGUGCUCCUUUAAACAAUCGAUGUGUCCGUGCCAAAAUAAAUAUUGCUAUGAUUUGUCAAACCUUGGUAAGCCCACCAGAGGGAAACCAGGAGAUUAGCAGGGACAACAUUUUAUGCAAGAUUACAUAUGUAGCUAAUGUGAACCCUGGAGGAUGGGCACCAGCCUCAGUGUUAAGGGCAGUGGCAAAACGAGAGUAUCCAAAGUUUCUAAAACGUUUCACUUCUUACGUCCAAGAGAAAACUGCAGGAAAACCUAUUUUGUUCUAGUAUUAACAGUGACUGAAGCAAGGCUGUGUGACAUUCCAUGUUGGAGGAAAAACUAAAAAAAAAAAAGAAAAUUGAAUGCUCUAAGCUGGAACAUAGGAUCUAUAGCCUUGUCUGUGGCCCAACACCUUGGCCUUGUAUACAAAAAUGAAGAAAUAUUGCAAUAGUAAAGCUGAACAUCUAACACUAGCUUUCUCCUGCUAGAUCUCUGCACUCAGCAUAUAUCUAUAAAUACAUGUAAAAUCACAUGUACAUGGCUAUAUUUUUAUUUGCUUGCUCCUAGAAGAGAGAAAAAACAACAACUUUGAAUCACAACUAGGAAUUGAUGCUUUAAUUUUUGGAAACUUUUUCAGAAUUUUUAAUUUAGUAUGAUCCGGCCUAAGAUCCUCAGUUGUAUCAGGUUUUGUGCACAAAAGAAAAGCACAAAAGUUGAACACACUUGGGGCAUGUGCUUUCUGUGUACCAAAUAUCUGGAUGGGGUUCUUUUUUUAGGCCUACAGUCAAAUCUGUGUCCAGAAUUUUCUGACUUUUUUGACUUUUUGCUUUGUAUAAUCAUAGAAUUCAUUGCUGCUGAUUUCUGUAAUGAUUCAUGUUAUCAUGUAAAGUGUCUCUUAAUAACUGAGGGCUGUCAAUAACCUGUGAUUUUGCCUUUUCUGUAGUCUUACUCCCAUGAAGAACCAUGGUUCUGAUGGAGCGAGUGAAAAGCUUUAUUUCUUCCCUAGAUAUCUUUAUAUUUCUUGUAUUUUUAGUUGUGUUCUGUGUGCUACAGCUUUUUUUUUUUUCGCUUUUUUUUUCAGUUUGUUAGAAACAUAAUUUGGCAACUCCAAAAUUGGUUCUGCCUGCCUCCAAACAGAAACAUCUGUACAAAUCUUAUGGGUAUAAACUAGUUUCUGAUGAAAUGGUUAGGAUAAAAUGAGUUCAUGUUUUCAUGAAAUUUGUAAGAGGCUAUAUGGCAUUGUUAAGCA
Rhinolophus ferrumequinum (greater horseshoe bat) is the source of this 3180-nucleotide messenger RNA. RefSeq names its product ceramide transporter 1 (gene CERT1). Bases 422 to 2218 code for a protein of 598 amino acids. Lineage: Eukaryota; Metazoa; Chordata; Mammalia; Chiroptera; Rhinolophidae. The record is from RefSeq and is a predicted model, not a curated record. Gene Ontology annotation, cellular component: Golgi apparatus. Gene Ontology annotation, molecular function: phosphatidylinositol-4-phosphate binding. The transcript is spliced from 17 exons. Gene Ontology annotation, biological process: ER to Golgi ceramide transport.